Messenger RNA from Andrographis paniculata, 1434 nucleotides. Its product is annotated as protein POLYCHOME. Lineage: Eukaryota; Viridiplantae; Streptophyta; Magnoliopsida; Lamiales; Acanthaceae. The record is from RefSeq and is a predicted model, not a curated record. The transcript has 3 exons. Gene Ontology annotation, cellular component: nucleus. Gene Ontology annotation, biological process: negative regulation of ubiquitin protein ligase activity; regulation of nuclear division. Bases 184 to 969 code for a protein of 261 amino acids.
AAAAGCCGCCCAAUUUUCGUUUAAAAAAUUUGCCCAUUCGCCUCACUUUCAGAGGGCUCCCUUCUUCCUUGAUUUAACACAGGUCUGCUGCUGUUUCAACGAGCUUCGUCAUUGCCGGAAACACCGUUAUUUCCACGGCGAGUUCGUCAAAUAGACCCCGCAAGGAAACUGUUCAAAGAUACAAUGCCGGAGGCCAGGGAUCGAUUGUUGAGGGAAGAAGAUCCGGUAGAGGCCUACAGCCGGAGGAGAUUUUCCCGGCCUAGCGGGAGGGAUGCUGGGAGAGUUGGUCCAAUAUUAUUUGUUCUAGAAGACGGAGACGGCGACAUUGAAGGGGGAUCAGCUGCAGGAGGGCGUGGCAGGUGGAGAGACACGCCAUUAGUGAGUACGCCUCUAAGAAUGGGAGUGACAGGGAGGGGGAGAAGUGUUCUUGGUGCUCCAAGAGUAUGGCGAACUCCUCAGAUCACAGGCCGUGAAAACCUGUCGCCGCUGGGGAGAGGUGUACGAAGCAGCCGAGGCCGUGGAAGUGUCCUGCCGUCGUGGUAUCCGAGAAGACCACUCAACGAUAUAACUGCGGUAGUAAGGGUGAUGGAGAGGAGAAGGGAGCGACGACAAAGAAUAGGCGAAGGCCAGCAGAGGGAGGGAGGUCCUACUCUCCAGGACCGGACGCUGCAUGACUCACCGGCACCUGCAUCACGUGCUCCUCUAGAGCACAACGACGUUUCUAUGACAACCCCUUGUCAGUCGGUUAUAAGCAAGCGCUGUCCAAUGAGCAUCAAUAAAGUGCAGAAGAUAUUGCUCGAUAUCGCCCAUGGAGAUUCUUCUUGCCUAACCCCACAGAAGAAGCUCCUGAACAACAUCGACAGAGUUGAGAAAGUGGUGAUGGAGGAGCUGAGCAAGCUGAAGAGGACGCCCUCUGCCAAAAAGGCCGAGAGGGAGAAAAAGGUCCGGACACUUAUGUUGAUGCGAUGAUAUAGGAUAUGAUAUGAUACAAUGUGAUAUGUCGAUUCUGAUCCUCAACCAAGGUUGAGACAGCAUUGCUUGUGCAGGGAACCCAAGGGUCGGGGACGGGUGGCCUGGAUUGUAUGGCUGAUCAUUGGCUGAUGAUCGAACUAACUUUCUUAGUUAUAUGAUCAUCGCUCGAUGACACACACACACCCUCUUUAUCAUUUUGAAUUCGAGUUUGGAUUUGCAUCGUUAUCGCGAUGUUUCUUUCAAGUUGGUGCCGUUAUGAUUGUGUAGGUGAACGAACGAAUGAGGCUUUUCAUUUUGGUUGUUAUAGAACAGAUGGAUGGAUGGAUGGAUGUGUACAUAAUAAAGAUUUUGAUGUGCUCAAUUCUGGUGUUUGGAUGUUCCAUAAGGUGUUGUGUUCUGUUCUGGUUUAGUUUUUUUAAGUGUAGAAUUUUUGUGUUGUAGCUCUGCAAAUGCUAUUCUGUU